Molecule: messenger RNA, 858 nt
Organism: Anthostomella pinea
Lineage: Eukaryota; Fungi; Ascomycota; Sordariomycetes; Xylariales; Xylariaceae
Source: the annotation of a GenBank genome assembly
AUGUCUCCAGCAAAGUCGAUCCUUGUAACAGGCUGCUCGGCCGACGGCAUCGGCGCUGCCAUAGCGCUCGCACUGGCCCGCCGCGGCCACCACGUGUUCGCGACGGCCCGCAAUCCUGCUAAGAUCCCCGAAUCUCUCAGCAGCCUCACCAACGUCACCGUGCUACCUCUCGACGUCGCAGACGCGGCCUCGGUCGCGGCGGCGGCCCGGGCCGUGGCGGACGCCGGGCGCGGGCUGGACGUGCUCGUCAACAACGCCGGCGUCGAGCGCAUGCAGCCCGCGAUCGACGUCGACAUCGCCGUGGCCCAGCGCAUGAUGGACAUGAUCCAGGCUUUCGCCGAUCUCCUGAUUACGAGCCGCGGCCGUAUCGUCAAUGUGAGCUCGUCGGCCUCUCUCAUCUACUCGCCUUGGAACUCUACAUACGCCGCAUCCAAAGCCGGGCUGAACGCUCUUUCCGAGACGCUGCGUCUAGAGCUCGCGCCGUUUGGCGUGAGCGUCGUCACCAUCCUCCCCGGGAUCAUCGACAGCCAGAUUCGCGUCAACGGCGCGGUGAGCUUUGACCUAUCCCCGACCUCGCGCUAUGCGCCGAUCAAGGACACCAUCACCGGUUGGGCCACUGGCGACGCCGUGCCCAAGGACAGGCUCUCGGUCGAUGGGUUCGCUGAGUUGGUUAUGAGCGAUGUCCUUGGCGCCGACAAGGGAGGGAUAGUGAGCAGGGGACCUUAUGCUCUACUGCUCCGACGUAUUGGUCAGUGGGCGCCGACUUGGAUCGCGGAUCGUAUUUUGAGUCUGAACACGGGCCUCGAUGAGCUAUUGCGAGAAGUCUCCAAGGGCAAGAGUACAAGAGCGAGUGAAUAA